CGUUGUCAAGUAGACUGUACAACAGGCUGGGCUGCUCGCUGACUAACCCGAUCUCGUUAGUUCACAAGGGUUUCGGUUGAAGUUAGUUACCGUUGGCAGUGCACUGACCUGACAGGCACACCUUCUCCCUCUCUUAUCUAAGAGGGCGUGUCCGAAACGAGUCUAGUAAGCGAGGAAUCACCUGAGCUCAUUACAAGCAGCAACGCACAGGUGUCAAAAUGGGCAAAGCAGCAGGACGCUGGGACUUUGAAUGGGUGUAUAAUGAACAACCGCACACGUGGAGAAGAAAAGAAAUAUUGGCUAAGUAUCCUGAAAUCAAGUCUUUGAUGGGUCAUGACCCACAGCUGAAAUGGGUGGUGUCAGGAAUGGUACUCACUCAGCUCCUGGCGUGCUACAUGGUCCAUGAGCUCUCCUGGAAGUGGGUGUUGUUUUGGGCAUAUGCGUUUGGUGGUUGCAUCAACCACUCUUUGACCUUAGCCAUCCAUGACAUUUCUCACAAUGUGGCCUUCGGCACAAAGAGGGCACGCUGGAACCGCUGGUUUGCCAUGUUUGCCAAUCUCCCCAUUGGCCUGCCAUAUUCCGCAUCCUUCAAGAAGUACCACAUCGACCACCAUCGCUAUCUGGGUGGAGAUGGCUUGGAUGUGGAUAUUCCUACUGACCUCGAGGGCUGGUUCUUCUGCACUCCGGCCAGGAAGGUGCUCUGGCUGUUCCUCCAGCCUUUGUUCUAUGCGCUCCGGCCACUGAUCGUCAACCCAAAGCCCGUGACCAGGUUGGAGAUGCUGAAUGCAGCUGUACAGUUUGUGGUAGACAUCAUCAUCUACUAUUUUUGGGGUCUGAAGCCCAUAGUCUAUCUCAUCUCUGGCUCUAUACUGUGCAUGGGCCUGCAUCCAAUCUCUGGACACUUCAUUGCUGAGCACUACAUGUUUACGAAAGGUCAUGAAACGUACUCUUAUUACGGCCCACUCAACUUGAUAACCUUCAAUGUGGGAUACCAUAUGGAGCAUCACGACUUUCCCAGCAUUCCUGGAAGCAAAUUACCUGAGGUAAAGAGGAUUGCUGCAGAGUACUAUGACUCACUCCCUCAACACACGUCCUGGAUGCGAGUUCUGUGGGACUUUGUAUUUGAUGACUCCAUUGGCCCCUACGCCCGAAUUAAGAGACAAUACACACUUGGCAAAAAGGAAUAAACUAGGUGUAAGACUACUAAUCUAACCAAACAUGCUACUGGGUAUAUACACAAUAUAUUACACAAAUCUGCAAAUGAGACAUAAUUGCUAUUUGCAGGCUCUUAUUUGGGACUUAUUCUAAUCCAUUCACAGUCGCUGCAUUUCAUUGCAUCGCAACAUCCUUACAAUAUCCAAAGAAUAAUUUCACACUAUCGUGUUACAGUACAUGAUCUACUAUUUGGGUGUAUUAAAGCACUUCUCAAAAUAUGUGCAUACACUCAUUCAUUCCUAAAACGUGAAACUUGAUGUGCAUCUUAUCAAAUAUAUGUACCAGGCCAUUGCAGUUUUUGUUUGUAUUGUCAUUUAUCACCACUCUGUUCUCUCAAUUACUGCGUCUCAAGAAAAGAAGAGCCGAGAUGGAAUGGCGGACUUUAAAAAAUGCCUUUAUAUCAGUGAGGCUUUUUUGAAAACAGAAUAUUCAAUUUUGUGCGCUUUUGUGACAAAGUUCAUACUUUACGUUCUGUCGUUUGCACUGUGACAGUUUAACACUGAACAUUAUUGUGAUGUUGUUGUAGAAUAUGUUUGUUUAGCUUAACUAUUUCAAUAAAUCUCUUUCUUACAGCCUUACUCUGAAAGACAGCAGAUUUCACAGGGGAGCAGAACUGUCUGUUUUAAUAUCUAAUGAAAAUAUGAGUAUUAUUAUUCAUAUUUAAAAAAAAAAUUGAACGAAACGAGACUUUAUAAAAGGGGGAAAAGCUUUUAAACUUUUAAUUACAUCAAUCUCACACUCUUACCACGUGUUUAAUUCUCAUUUCUGUGAAACAUUAACAUCAACUUAAAAUCAGGAUCAACCCAAUUAAACCAAGAUACAUUGUACGUUCAAACAAUUCAUUCAAUACUUUAUGCCACUUCCAAUAAUUGCUCACAUUUUCGUGUGUGUAUAUACUUCAAUAUUUCCAUGUCCAUCUCUUAAACUCAUCGAAAGAGUAUUUAUAACCUUAUUUAUUCAUACCAAUGUAAAACACAAUUCAAGUGAACUUCAGCAAAAAGGAAAAGAAAAAGUUGCUGGUCGUUCAGCACAAACGUGUCCAGCUUGUACUUAAAACCAAAGGAUAAGAGGGGUAAUAUAAAAUAUAAAA
Danio rerio (zebrafish) is the source of this 2305-nucleotide messenger RNA. RefSeq names its product delta(4)-desaturase, sphingolipid 2 (gene degs2). NCBI's taxonomy places the organism in Eukaryota, Metazoa, Chordata, Actinopteri, Cypriniformes, Danionidae. Gene Ontology annotation, cellular component: membrane; endoplasmic reticulum membrane. Gene Ontology annotation, molecular function: sphingolipid delta-4 desaturase activity; catalytic activity. Gene Ontology annotation, biological process: sphingolipid biosynthetic process; lipid metabolic process. The record is from RefSeq and is marked validated.